Messenger RNA from Aspergillus alliaceus, 1877 nucleotides. RefSeq names its product MCT family MFS transporter. Lineage: Eukaryota; Fungi; Ascomycota; Eurotiomycetes; Eurotiales; Aspergillaceae. The transcript has a single exon. Gene Ontology annotation, molecular function: transmembrane transporter activity. The record is from RefSeq and is a predicted model, not a curated record. Bases 1 to 1380 code for a protein of 459 amino acids. Gene Ontology annotation, cellular component: fungal-type vacuole membrane. Gene Ontology annotation, biological process: transmembrane transport.
AUGUCGACAAACGCCAGGCUCGAUGGCAAUCCUCAAACAGGCGCGAUAGAGCAAGAUGACCCCAGAGGGUUUACGACCAAAACAGCCCCUCAUGGUACAGCGCCCCUCCAGUCGUCCGAGAAACCAUCGACCGAUGCCUCCUCGAAUGGACCUCUCAGCUCGGCUGAUGAUGCCAGGCGUCAGACUUCGAUAUCAGGCUAUGAGGGUGCACAGGAAGCGAGAAUUUCCCUUGAGCAUGGCCAUUACAGGCUGUCCUUCGAAUCUCAAACCGACAACUCUGUGCACAGAGCCCCUAUGAGCCGUAUGACCACUGACGCCGAUGGGAAUACUUACCCCGAAGGCGGGCUGGAGGCAUGGUUGGUAGUAUUUGGGUGCUGGGCGGGUCUAUUCGCUUCGCUUGGUCUAGUCAAUACUAUAGGAACCUUCCAGGCUUACCUCGAAAACCAUCAGCUGAAAGAUUAUAGCUCUGGAAGCAAUGGCUGGAUUUUUGGCAUGUACGCGUUCCUCACCUUUUUCUGUGGUGUACAGAUUGGCCCCAUCUUCGACGCCAAAGGCCCACGGUUCCUGGUAUUUGCAGGAUCAGUAUUGGUCGUCGUACAGAUGAUCACUCUGGGAUUCUGCACCCAAUACUGGCAUUUCAUGCUUGUGAUUGGUGUCACAGGCGGCCUGGGGGCGUCGCUGAUCUUUACACCAGCAAUAUCUGCCAUUGGCCAUUUCUUCAACGAGAAGCGUGGCGUCGCAACUGGCAUUGCUGCCACAGGCGGUUCUGUUGGAGGCAUUACGUUUCCUCUCAUUCUGGAGAAGUUGUUCCCAAUGAUCGGAUUUCCCUGGGCAACUCGUGUGGUCGGUUUAAUUUGUUUAAUUCUACUGAUUAUUGCCUGCCUCUUGGUCAAGUCUCGAUUGCCCAAGAAGCCGGCUUCCAAAGAAAAUGUGCUUCCUGACUUUCGCAUAUUUCGGGAGCCCAAGUUUGCUCUCACGACAGCCGGGAUCUUCUUUGUCGAAUGGGGCCUCUUCGUUCCACUCAGUUAUAUUUCCUCAUAUGCAUUGGCCCACGGUGUGUCCAGCCAGUUUUCAUAUCAGUUACUGGCAAUUCUAAAUGCAGGAUCAUUCUUCGGAAGAUGGAUCCCUGGGUUUGUCGCCGAUUACCUAGGGCGCUAUAACACUCUAAUUGCCACUGUUGCCCUAUGCCUUGUCUGCAAUGCAUGCCUUUGGCUCCCUGCUGGCAAUAGCGUGCCAGUUAUUGUUGUCUACUCCGUUAUCUUUGGUUUUGCGAGUGGUAGUAACAUCAGCCUCACCCCUGUAUGUAUCUCUCAACUCUGCAAAAUUGAGCACUACGGGCGAUACUAUGCCACUUCGUACACGAUUGUGAGCUUCGGGUAGGUCUAUACUGGCCACGUAGUAUGCUGAGCAGGAGCUAACGAUCCUAUGCUUUAGUACCCUUACUGGCAUACCGAUUGCAGGCGAAAUCCUGUCUCGAUGUAAUGGAGAAUAUUGGGGACUCAUUACUUUCACGACAUGUUGCUAUGCUCUCGGCCUUAUCUGUGUCACCGCCGUGAAGAUAAUUCACGUUGGCUGGCGUCAGCCCUGGGCACUUUACUAAAGUCAUAUUACCGUUGGGUUCGAGAGUUUCUACCCAACAAAAUAUAAUGGAUGUUAUCGAAAAGUGACGUUAUAUUUUAAAAUUUUGCGUCCAAAAGGGCACCCGAAUCAUGGAUCAAGUUUUACCAAGCAGUAAGCGACAAAGUAUUAAUGUCUAUAGUCAUCAAAAUUGAUCGUUGUAUGGAAAGGGGACGUUGGUUAUGAAAAUCCCGGCCAGCCAUAGGGGCUGGUUAUCAACAAAGGUUUACCCCGGAGAGCACCUCCGCCCAUAUCCAACG